CAGACACAAUUGCAGCAGCUUGCCUUCUCUUCCAUUUCCAGCGGAAAUAGGCUUCACAGCUUCCAUUCAAUUCCAAGCAUGUCUUGCCACCUGAGAUCCGCGAGCGUGCCCUCAAGCCCUCGCUCCAACAAAGCCAGCAUCGAGGAACAGCUGCAGAGCCUGAAGGCGACAGUCUCACCUUCAGCGACCGUGGAAACCAUGGUUGAUGGUCUGGCCAAGCUUGGGAGCAUUUGCAGCCUCAUCAAUGAGCUCACUUGCUUGCCCAGCAGCCAGCGUCAGCAGAGGAAGGCGCUGGAGGAGGAGCUCGACUGCUCUCUCAUCCUGCUCGACCUCUGUAACGCCAUGCAAGAGAGCUUGUUGGAGCUCAAGGCCACUGUCCAGGAGAUGCAGCUGGUUCUCAAGAGAGGAGACAAUGCGGCUGUUCAGGCCAAGGUUCAGUCCUACGCCCGCUCAGCUAAGAAGGCUCAGAAGCAGUUCAAGAAGAUCAAUGUCAAGGCUGCACCUGACAUGGAAGGGUGCAGGGUGGUCAAACUUUUGGCUGAGGCAAGAGAGAUCACCGCGUCGAUGCUCGAGUCGACGUUGCAUCUCCUGUCAAAGCAGAUCACAGCGACGAGUGCUAGCAAGUGGUCUCUUGUCUCCAAGGCAUUCCAGAAGAGGAAAGUUGUGUGCGAGGAGGAGCAGUUGCAGGUGUUGGAGUUGGACAUUGUGGAUCUUGAGAACGGAGUUGAAGCUUUGUUCAGGACAAUGAUCCAGAGCAGAGUUUCUCUUCUGAACACUCUUACCUUGUAGAUAGAUCAUUCACCAACUCUGACACCAUGCGAUUAGCAUCCGCCUUUUAGAGGAUCGGCUGAUCAUCAACACAAAAUUUUGAUGUAUAUAUGACAGUGUA
Molecule: messenger RNA, 889 nt
Organism: Setaria italica (foxtail millet)
Lineage: Eukaryota; Viridiplantae; Streptophyta; Magnoliopsida; Poales; Poaceae
Exons: 1
Coding region: 79-789 (236 amino acids)
Biological process (GO): shoot system development; root development
Source: RefSeq, a predicted model, not a curated record